Molecule: messenger RNA, 903 nt
Organism: Cebus imitator (Panamanian white-faced capuchin)
Lineage: Eukaryota; Metazoa; Chordata; Mammalia; Primates; Cebidae
Gene: CFD
Product: complement factor D
Exons: 4
Coding region: 296-832 (178 amino acids)
Biological process (GO): proteolysis
Molecular function (GO): serine-type endopeptidase activity
Source: RefSeq, a predicted model, not a curated record
CCCCCUCUCUGCUUCCUGCCCAUCUGAGGGACUGCCCCCCACCAGGGCCAGCAGGCCAGCAGGUUCACGGAGGCCGGAGGGUCUCCCAGCAACCUGUUGCCUCUGGUGUGAGUCUGGUAGGAGGUAACCCAGCCCCCAGGAGGGUGGAGGCUGGGAGGGCGGGUCCCCCUUUCUCCAGCUGGACCACUGCCCACCUGACAGUCAGGGCUCCCGGGAGCCUCCCGCCCCCACCGCCGUCAUAAAAGCACCCCCAGGGCCCCGCCUGGGUCAGUGUGUCCACCACAGCGGCUUCACCAUGCACAGCUGGGGGCGCCUGGCAGUUCUGGUCCUCCUAGGAGUGGUGGCCUGUGCGGCGCAGCCCCGCGGUCGGAUCCUGGGCGGCAGCGAGGCCGUGGCCCACGGGCGGCCCUACAUGGCGUCGGUGCAGGUGAACGGCGUGCACCGGUGCGGCGGCGUCCUGGUGGCGGAGCAGUGGGUGCUGAGCGCGGCGCACUGCCUGGAGGACGCGGCCAACGAGAAGGUGCAGGUGCUCCUGGGCGCGCACUCCCUGUCACAGCCGGAGCCCUCCAAGCGCCUGUACGACGUGGUCCGCGCAGUGCCCCACCCGGACAGCCGGCCCGGCUCCAUCGACCACGACCUCCUCCUGCUGCAGGUCCGCCCGGCCCCGCCUGUACUCGCGCCCCGGGGCGAUUCCGGGGGCCCGCUGGUGUGCGGGGGCGUGCUCGAGGGCAUAGUCACCUCCGGCUCCCGCGUUUGCGGCAACCGCAAGAAGCCCGGGAUCUACACGCGCGUGGCGAGCUAUGCGGCCUGGAUCAACAGCGUCCUGGCCUAGGGCGUAGGGGCCUGCGGGUCAGGGUCACCCCAGCAAUAAAGUCCCCAACAAUAAAGUUAUCCACUCCUGCA